Exophiala viscosa is the source of this 1011-nucleotide messenger RNA. RefSeq lists its product as uncharacterized. The transcript has a single exon. Gene Ontology annotation, cellular component: mitochondrial large ribosomal subunit. Gene Ontology annotation, molecular function: structural constituent of ribosome. Lineage: Eukaryota; Fungi; Ascomycota; Eurotiomycetes; Chaetothyriales; Herpotrichiellaceae. The record is from RefSeq and is a predicted model, not a curated record. The coding region runs from base 1 to 1011 and encodes 336 amino acids.
AUGUCGACGACGGCUAUCACCAGAUUGCCAAUUGUACGGCGCAGUCCGGCCACCCUCCAAUAUGUAGACUACCGGCACAAGGACCCCCAUCCCGAAAAGCCCUACUUCAAGCCUCGAUUCACGUUCAAGAGCGAGGAUCGCAAGCAAACAUUUGGUCGCCUUGACUUCCGAUUUACCGAUCCAUUGAUGCCCUCGUAUCCUUACGGCAAGAACCAUGCAUUCCAGGAAGCAAACUUUGGUUUAUAUGGAGGUACCGUGCUGCAAUCUGGGAACAAAAUUUCAAAAGGCCGAAAUAAGGGCAAAACACUACGCAAAUGGUUUCCCAACGUUAGAGUUGAGACAUUCAAGAGCGAAACGCUGGACGCAGACUUCAAACUACCAGUCACAGCUCGCGUGCUACGGACGAUCCGAAAGUGCGGAGGACUUGACAAUUAUGUUCUGGGCACGAAGCCCGCACGGAUAAAGGAGCUUGGUUUGCUGGGAUGGAAGCUUCGAUGGCUGGUCAUGACCUCUCCCAAGAUGUUGGCUAAGCAUGAGCAAGAAAGGCGAGAACUCGGUCUGCCGGAGUCUAACUCGCUAAGGGCGGCUUUCGAAGACUCUUGGAACGACGAGGAGAAACGAGCGCAAUUAGUUGCGCAACAAGAGUCCGCUUGGGAGGACUUGCGCGACGCGGCGUCGAGGUUUGAGAACCACGUGCUCAAGAAUUGGGUGGAGAAUGGAGAGAAAGAACCAUACAACAUCCCUAAGUUGGAGACCCUCCAAAGAACCGGCCCUAGUUUGCUGGGUCUUCCUGAACACUUGGAGCGUGUCCAGCUAGGGGCUGGACGUGAGACCGCCAAGGGAGGUUCUGAAGAGUCUGAAGUUGCCCGCCGACAGACCAGAGUCGGAGACCAGACUAUCAGAAUAGCACAAGCCCGGUUGAGGAAGCUCCAAGGAAAGGGAGCAACGGGGUCGGAACCGAAGCGACAGAAGGUGCGCACCUUGAGGCGGAAAGACGCGACUAUAGCGUGA